AUAAAUGGGACAUACCAAGAGAAGAAUUUUUGAUGGACGACGAAUUAGGGGAAGGGAAUUUUGGAGAAGUUUACAAAGGUAAAAUGAAUGGAAAGGUCAUUGCUAUUAAAAUCUCACAAGGUGGCAAAAUGUCAACUAAGGAGUACUCAGCAGAAGCUGAAAUCAUGAAAAAGUGUCAACAUGAAAAUUUAGUUGAAUUACUGGGUAUCUGUACAGAUCAAAAACAGAUUUUCAUUAUUACUGAAUUCAUGUUAAAUGGAAGUUUACUCGAUUAUAUGAAAACCAAAGAAGGAAAAACCUGUUUAACUAUUUCAAAUCGUGCCGGCUGUUAUUCAUUAAUCAUUAAACAAGCAUAUAUUUAUCCGCAAAUAGCAAAUGGAAUGGCUUUCUUAAAGAGCAAAAAAAUUAUACACAGGGAUUUAGCAGCUAGGAACGUGCUGAUUGGAAAAUGUAAAAUCGCCAAAGUUGCAGAUUUUGGACUAGCACGAUCCACCAUCUGA
Messenger RNA from Mytilus californianus (California mussel), 500 nucleotides. RefSeq names its product tyrosine protein-kinase src-1-like. Gene Ontology annotation, molecular function: protein tyrosine kinase activity; ATP binding. Lineage: Eukaryota; Metazoa; Mollusca; Bivalvia; Mytilida; Mytilidae. The record is from RefSeq and is a predicted model, not a curated record. The transcript has 3 exons. Bases 33 to 500 code for a protein of 155 amino acids. Gene Ontology annotation, biological process: protein phosphorylation.